AUGGAUAAGGACAUGGACGCAAUCUAUGCCAACGAUGAAUUCAUCAAGUGUGUCCGCCACACAUGUUCAGAAGUGGACUCAGGUGCCAAGAGGUCUCAGACGACGAGGUCUCAUGGAGCUGCUGCUGCUGCCGUCUACCUCUCUCUGGUCCUGCUCAGCGCGUUCCUGCUGGCUGCACUUGUCGGCCUCGGUGUCCACCACCAUGACUCCGCACAGCACUGGGCUGCUGUAACAGUCAACCUCGCUGAGCGUCUCCAAGUCGCUGAAAACAAGAGAGACCUGCUGACUGAUGAACUCGCCAACAAGACCAAAGAGCUGCAGGAGUUUCAGAGUCGGAUUCCACACUUGAUGCCUUGUCCCAAUGGAUGGACAAUGUUUCAGUCGUCCUGCUAUUUUCUCUCCUCGACGUCCGGUUCUUGGGAUCACGGCAAGAGUGACUGCAGAAAGAGAGGAGCUGACCUGGUGAUCAUAAGCAACACUGAAGAGCAGAAAUUCAUGUCUAAACUCAGCCCUCAUGACAUUUGGAUUGGUUUGUCAGACAGAGAGCAUGAGAAUACCUGGGAAUGGACGGAUGGAAGUCCUCUUACUUUGAGGUUUUGGCGAAACCAGCAGCCAGAUAACGGCAAUGGAGAUGCACGGUACGGCGAGGAGGACUGUGGAACUCUCCUUGCUAAAAAGGAUGUUAAUACCAACUGGAAUGAUCUGUCAUGUGAUGCCUCCCUGCACUGGAUCUGUGAAAAAAAAGCCUUGAUAUUGAGUGAAAUUUAAAGUUUGGUUCAUAAUUAUGCAGCGUAUGUUACAAUUGUUCGCUCACAUGAAUGUUUUGUCAUUUAAUUUUGCUUUAAGGUAAAUAUAUGUUCACCUUUGUUCAAGUCACAUUAGUGUAUUUCUGUAGAUUUGUCUUUUUCUUGUGAGAAAUGAUUGUUAUCAGGGCUGUGGGUUUUUUUCUUUUCUUGUUCUUCCUCAAAGUAAACAGAUACAGAGUGAAACCAGUCUUUAAUCUGCCAUACAUACUGCGCAGAAUAUUUUUUACAUCUAUUUACAAUAGGUAUUUAUCCAUCUUAUUCUUGGCUGUGCUACUGUUAUUUUCUGUUAAACGAUUAUUUGUAGUAGUUCCAGUGAAAGGUGCAGUGCGACACUUUUUAACCAGUAGCUAAUAACACAUGUUUUCUUUCUCUCACUGCUUUUUUGUUUUGUUUUUUUGGAAUAAAGGCCUUUUUAUUUGCUUUUCAACCAUA
Solea solea (common sole) is the source of this 1238-nucleotide messenger RNA. Its product is annotated as CD209 antigen-like protein C. The record is from RefSeq and is a predicted model, not a curated record. NCBI's taxonomy places the organism in Eukaryota, Metazoa, Chordata, Actinopteri, Pleuronectiformes, Soleidae. The transcript is spliced from 6 exons. Bases 1 to 768 code for a protein of 255 amino acids.